Molecule: messenger RNA, 2868 nt
Organism: Anguilla rostrata (American eel)
Lineage: Eukaryota; Metazoa; Chordata; Actinopteri; Anguilliformes; Anguillidae
Gene: maf1b
Product: MAF1 homolog, negative regulator of RNA polymerase III b
Biological process (GO): negative regulation of transcription by RNA polymerase III
Cellular component (GO): nucleus
Molecular function (GO): RNA polymerase III core binding
Source: RefSeq, a predicted model, not a curated record
AACGUUAGAGCGGUGGGGGCAGGUCACAGUGUUUGUUGCUGCGAUAUCUUGGAUACGGAACUACGCCAUUAGCCACGGAUAACGUUAUUUCGAAUAAUUUCCGAUUUAAAAAUAUAAAAAUAAGUAGGGAUCGAGUCGCAGCGAUAAAAGCGACUCGGAUCUCGCAUAUUAAGUCUAAUUUUAAAUAAAUAUACACCGACCAAAUAAGGGGAUGCUGCUGCAGAACGAGCUGGAUUGUCUCCGACGGUCGCUGGAUUUAAUGUCGUCGCAUUUAUUUGGAAAAGCCAGUUUUUCGAUAGAAGAAUCCGCACACAGAAUAAAUAGUCAUCUACCGCGACCGAGCACGUUUGUGUGGUGUUGAAUUAAGAGUUAGACGACGUUAACACCGAUUCUGUAUCGUCCCGAUCAUAGCUAACAUUGGUUGGCUUUAAAGCAGUUUCGGGGUCACUGUAUUGUGUUGCAAUUGUCGCUGGUUAACGUUAGCCUGGUCUUUGUCGGUGGCUGCAGCAACAAUUAAAGUAGGAAGAAAAACUGGCCCUGGUGUCCAUUUAGUCUACUGGUUAAGGUUAGCUACCAAACAGCGCUGUUAUUUGCUCCUUUUUGUUUUGUGCAACCAACAAACAUCGCGGCCGAGUUAACCUCAGACUCAGGAUUGUGGAGUGUAAUUUGACACCGUCAACACAGUACUUCAGAGCCAUGAAGUUAUUGGAGAACUCGAGUUUUGAAGCCAUGAGCUCCCAUCUGUGUGUGGAGACGGGUGACUCUCAUAUCCUGGGCAGGAUGGAGAGUUACUCCUGCAAGAUGGCGGGCGACGACAAGCACAUGUUCAAGCAGUUCUGCCAGGUGGGCGAGCCGCACGUUUUGGAGGCCCUGUCCCCCCCCCAGUCCAGCGCCACCAGCCCCCCGCAGCUGGGUAAGAGCAGUGAGGAUGGAGAGAGCCCCCUGAGUGACACGUGCUGCAGGAAGACUCUGUUCUACCUCAUCACCACGCUCAACGAGUCCUUCCGUCCGGACUACGACUUCAGCACCGCCCGGGCACACGAGUUCAGCCGGGAGCCCAGCCUCAACUGGGUGAUGAACGCGGUGAACGGCAGCCUGUUCUCGGCAGUGGGAGAGGAGUUCAACUCCCUCGGCCCUGAGCUGUGGAACGCCAUCGACCAGGAGAUCAACCUGCAGGGCUGUGACAUAUACAGCUAUAACCCAGACCUGGACUCUGACCCCUUUGGAGAGGAGGGCAGCCUCUGGUCCUUCAACUACUUCUUCUACAACAAGAAGCUGAAGAGGAUAGUGUUCUUCACCUGCCGCUCAGUCAGCGUCCUCAGCGGGUAUGGCCGAGACAGCCUGGACAACGAGCUGGACAUGGAGCUCGAGGACGAAGAGGAGAUGGACGAGUUCACUGAGGACAGGUUCCCCAGGGCUUUGUGCGUUUAAACUUCUCAGGGACAAACGAGCGGACCCAGGCCUCUUGGGAACAGCCGUAUACCCCUCCUCCAUAUAUAAACCUCUCCUUUUCUUUCUCUCUCUUCUCUCUUACCAUCUCUCUCUUCUGAUGGACACCAGCAUGUUGUGUCUUCUCCUCACUCUUGGCUGGAUUAAAGGAUGCUGUUGGGACAUUAAGAAGUCUCCUGUUGCCCCGCGCCCUGCCCCACCAUUGCCUAGCGACCCCCCCCCCCCGGUCCAGUGAAUGUGUAUGUGCUAUGGACUCCCUUGUGAGCAGAUUUGGCCUGGGUUAGGCCCUGUUUCAGAUGGCAGUGUUGUGCGAUUCCUGACCAGGCCUGGUUUACCUGGGCGGGGGGGCCACAGCAUGGUGGACUUCUUCCUACCCCCCAACGCUGUGACGGACAGGACGGAGACCGUGGACAAGCCAGGAGAGCCGGAGCAGGGCAAAGCCAUGGACUGCAAACGGAGCAAGCAUUUUUUUUUUGUGAGGGGCUGAAGUGCACCCACUGGAUACAGAGAGCGGCUCGCGGUCUGAUACCGUCAUGAGUGGAUUGGGCCAGGGGGGCUGGAACAGGCCUGGGACGCGGAUCGCCCAAUCACCUCCCACUGCCAAGGGGGCGGGGUUACAGGAGCAUUACUGUGAUUGACAUUCUGUCCAGCCUGGAUUUUAUUUGUAUUUGGUUUGUUUUUUUGGACUCAUGUCUUUUUUUUUUUUUUCUUCUUCUUCUCCUGUCACUCUUACAGUUUCUCGGUUUUAAGGUGUUUUUUUUUGGUGAGAGUCGUGUGGCUGCGUGCAUUUUAAGCCCUGCUCCGGAGCUGUGCAGUCGGCCUGCGUGCCGAGGCCCGUUCCUUCCCUUGAUUUUAAUUUUAAUUUUAAUUUUAAUUUUGCACCCUCCUAACGCUGUGCGACGCGUGAAAAAUCCCGAUUCACUGCCACGUGAGCAAUAACAGAAGGCCAAGCCUGCAGUCGGCCGUCCGGGGCCUGGAACCACCCGCCCCAGGCCCCCGGCCUUUAGCCACUGCAACGUUUCGUUUUGGUCCCCCUUCGUCCUAAUCGUAUCUCCCCUUUGUGAUGACGAUGAGGGCGGAGUUCCUGUGCCGCGCUGUGAGGGGGGCGGCCCUGACGCGAUACGCCCCACUGCGUGCCUCUCCCGGAGGCCGCUUUGGGGAGACCGAAGGAGAGAGCGCGUGAGCCCAGAAACGUCGGUGUCGCCGGCACAGCUUGCUUUCACGCCCCCCCCCGUCCUGCUGAAAUAAUCUGCAGGAGAGGCCCGCGUGAAACGAAAGGACAGGACCCCCUCCCCUCCCCCCCCCCCCGUUCCUCUCCUUCCUCCCCUCGUGCUCGUUAUCUCUCCCGUUGAGAGAGUGGUUUUCAUAUAUCCUUUGUGAGUUGGUAAGCUGAAUAAAGUUUUCUGUGUUUUAGCCAAA